CCCUGGUGCAUGCACUUUAUUCACGAUACUCAGAUAUAUAGUCUGCAACAGUGCACCUAACGAUUAAACCAAAUAUUUAGUGAAUAACACAGGUUUGGUUUUUAUGUAGCUGCCAGAAUAAAAGCAGUUCUCCUCGCAGACGCUAGACGUCAGUAGAAAUAUUUCCAGAGGAUUUUUUUUUCCUGUUUUCCGGGACAUAAAGUGAAACUGUAGCUGAUUUAACACCAAGCUACAGCUGUCCUGUUUUAUUCUGCAGGUUAGACACUGGGCCCUCUCUGCAGCCUGUGAGGAUGUCAGCUGUUAAGAUGACAGAGGGGAGUGUGCAGGUGGAGAGCUGCAAAGCCUCGUUGUUCUACAGACAGAGUGAACCUGCCUCAGGGGAAGUGAGGAUGUCAGUUUUACUCCUUCACGGCAUCCGUUUCUCAUCAGAAAACUGGCUCAACAUCGGCACUCUGGAGACUCUGGCCAAAGCAGGCUGCCGUGCUGUCGCCAUCGACCUGCCAGGACUCGGUCAGUCUAAGUCAGCCGUGGCCCCGGCAGCGGUUGGAGAACUGGCCCCUGCAGGUUUCCUGAAAGAGGUGUGUGAGCAGCUGAGCCUGAGCCCGGUGGUGCUGAUCAGCCCCUCCCUCAGCGGGAUGUACUCCCUCCCCUUCCUCCACCAGCACCAGGCUCUGGUACGAGCCUACAUCCCUGUAGCUCCCAUCUGCACCGACAAAUUUACAGCGGAGCAGUACCAGAGUGUAAAGGUCCCAUCGCUGAUUGUGUACGGCGACCAGGACACUCAGCUCGGAGAAGUGUCACUGAACAACCUGAGCAAUCUGGCCAAUCACAGGGUGGUGGUGAUGAAAGGAGCCGGUCACCCCUGUUACCUGGACGACCCAGACACUUGGCACAAAGCUCUCAUUGACUUCCUUAAUAAGCUGUGAAGCUCCUCGCUGUGUGUCAGUGGGGAGAUUCUCAGCAGCAACAGUCACACAUAAAUGACUCACAGGAGCCACACAAAUAAGCACAUUAUUCAUUCAUGAGAAAUUUAGGUCACAGACGUCCUCCUGCACGAAGUGAUUCUCACUUUUUAAACAGUGUCAGUAAUAAAACUGGAAAUCAAGACUUUUCUAAUGCUAAGAGGAAACGAGGCUCAAACUUUCAAUGAUCAUGUGAGGAAAAUGCUUAUUCACUUUGCUGCCAAAAGUUAGAUGAGAAGAUUGAUAUUGGUAUAUGUUAUAUAUGAAGCUACCACUAACAGCUGGCUAACGUAGCUUAGCAUAAUGACGUGAAACCAAGUGGCAACCUCCGAGGCUGAAAAAUGAAGUCAAUGUGGAAGUGCUAAAAACUGCAGUUCCUUGAAUGGCCACAUGAGACUGGCUCCAAAAGUGAGUCAGUCCCCUCCGACUACGAUGUAAAAAUGCCCAACUUAACAGUAGAAAUAAACAUGUUUACAGCCUUAUAUGGAAAGAAAAAAAAAAAAAAACGUCCAAGGUUCACCACGGUCUAAAGUGCCUUUCACACAUAUAGUACGUUGGAAACCUGAAAUUAUCUAGACAUUACCCGGAGGAGCUGUAUGUGAGAACAAAAAUGUGGGAAUCAGUUGAUUUAAACAGAUUUUUUUCAAGGAUGAAGAACGGUAAUAUACACGCAGACGGCAACAACAGUGGCUAACUGGAGAGAUUACAAGGAGCUUCUGUCAGAAAGGGCCAAAGCUAAACGGAACGGCAAGGGACUCUGUUGGCUAUGUCUAAAAUAUGAAACGGCUACGUGAGCACUGUGUAAUCUGCGUUAUCGGAAUAUUUCCAGUUAACACAUUCUCACUCCGACCUUGUCACGUAUUGACGUUUGGUCAUGGACUUUCCACGUCCACAUACGUUGUGCAAGGUACCCUGGGUGUGUUGGUUGUUGACGUUCUGGGACACUGUGUCAAGU
Epinephelus lanceolatus (giant grouper) is the source of this 1917-nucleotide messenger RNA. RefSeq names its product abhydrolase domain containing 14B (gene abhd14b). The record is from RefSeq and is a predicted model, not a curated record. Lineage: Eukaryota; Metazoa; Chordata; Actinopteri; Perciformes; Serranidae. Gene Ontology annotation, cellular component: cytoplasm. Gene Ontology annotation, molecular function: hydrolase activity. Gene Ontology annotation, biological process: positive regulation of transcription by RNA polymerase II.